AUGUCAGAAAACAGGAAGCAGCCACUGCUGGGCCCCAUAAGCAAACUCCCCAGUUGGUCUGUCCUUGGUAGCUCAGGCAAGACUCACUGCCCUUUGUGCAUGAGGCUUUUCAAAGUCCCCAGGCUCUUGCCUUGUUUGCACACGGUUUGCACCACUUGUUUGGAGCAGCUGGAACCCUUCUCUGUAGUGGAUCUGCGAGGGGGAGAUUCUGACACAAGCUCUGAAGGGUCAAUAUUCCAGGAACUCAAGCCACGCACUCCUCUGCCGCAAAUCGGCAUCCUCUGCCCGGUAUGUGAUGCUCAGGUGGACCUGCCUGUGGGUGGAGUGAAGUCUUUAACCAUAGACCAUCUGGCCAUGAAUGAUGUGAUGCUGGAGAGUCUGCGUGGGGAAGGACAGGGCCUGGUGUGUGACCUGUGCAGCGACAGGGAAGUGGAGAAGAGGUGUCACACCUGCAAAGCCAAUCUCUGCCACUUCUGCUGCCAGGCUCAUAGACGGCAGAAGAAGACAGCUAAUCACGCCAUGGUGGAUCUCAAAGACUUAAAAGGCUACAGCCAGAUUGGGAAACCCAUCUUGUGUCCUGCCCACCCUGCAGAGGAGCUGAAGCUGUUCUGUGAGCUCUGUGACCGGCCCGUGUGCCGGGACUGUGUGGUCGGGGAGCACCGGGAGCAUCCUUAUGACUUCACCAGCAAUGUGAUCCACAAGCAUGGAGACUCCAUGCGGGAGCUCCUCAAAGGCACCAAGCCGCAUGUGGAGGCCUUGGAGGAAGCUCUGGCUCAGAUCAAAGGGUUGAACAGUGCCCUGCAGGAGCGAGUGGAGGCUGUGGCAGCUGAUGUCCGAGCCUUCUGUGAGGGCUACAUCAAGGCCAUAGAGGAGCAUCGAGACAAGCUCCUGAAGCAGCUGGAUGACAUUCGGGCCCAGAAGGAAAACUCUCUGCAGUUGCAGAAGGCACAGCUGGAGCAGCUGCUGGCUGACAUGCGGACUGGAGUAGAGUUCACAGAACACUUGCUGACCAGCGGCUCAGACUUAGAGAUCCUCAUCACCAAGGAGGUGGUAGUAGAACGGCUCACAAAACUGAACAAAGUCGAAUAUAGCCCCCAUCCUGGAGUAAACGAGAAGAUAAGCUUCUGUCCUCAGGAGAAGGCAGGCCAGUGUCAAGGUUAUGAAGUUUUUGGGGCCAUCAAUACUAAAGAAGUGGAUCCAACUAAGUGUGUCCUUCAAGGAGAAGAUCUACACAAAGCCCGGGAGAAACAGCCAGCCUCUUUCACCCUGCUUUGUAAGGAUGCAGCAGGAGAGAGCAUGGGCAAGGGAGGAGACAACGUUCAAGUUGCCGUGGUGCCUAAGGAUAAGAAAGAUUGUCCAGUCAGGACAACUGUCCAGGAUAACAAGGAUGGGACAUAUUCUGUCUCCUAUACCCCUAAGGAACCUGGACUCUAUUCUGUGUGGGUCUGUAUUAAGGAUCAGCACGUGAAGGGCUCACCCUUCACAGUAACUGUGAGGAGGAAGAACCGUCCACACCCAGGGGUGUUUCACUGCUGCACAUUCUGUUCGAGUGGAGGUCAAAAAACUGCUCGCUGUGCCUGUGGAGGCACGAUGCCAGGUGGGUAUCUAGGCUGUGGCCAUGGGCAUAAAGGCCAUCCAGGCCGUCCCCACUGGUCAUGCUGUGGGAAGUUUACCGAGAAGUCUGAUUGUUCAUGGACAGGUGGGCAAAGCACAUCAAGGAGUCUCCUCAGGACAGUGGCUCUCUGA
Messenger RNA from Elephantulus edwardii (Cape elephant shrew), 1746 nucleotides. It is a transcript of the gene TRIM45, whose product is annotated as tripartite motif containing 45. Lineage: Eukaryota; Metazoa; Chordata; Mammalia; Macroscelidea; Macroscelididae. The record is from RefSeq and is a predicted model, not a curated record. Gene Ontology annotation, molecular function: protein binding; zinc ion binding; ubiquitin-protein transferase activity. Gene Ontology annotation, biological process: positive regulation of DNA-templated transcription. Bases 1 to 1746 code for a protein of 581 amino acids. The transcript has 6 exons. Gene Ontology annotation, cellular component: chromatin; nucleoplasm.